GCCGUGUUUUAGUGGUGACAUUGCAGACGAGACCGCCGCGUCAGCUACAAAGUCUGGCCUCAUAUUUCCGAAGCUUGCGCGAACGUGAUAAGUGAAGCGCAAACAGCAGGGCGUACGAGAAAACGCUAUGAGUGCACUUAAACUGAAACCGCUGGAAGACUCGAACCUUUACAAGCGCCGUACCACGUCCAAGGAGAACCUACUCCACACAGCAGUGGGUGGCAGUGUUGGUGGUGGUGGUGGUGCAGUAGCAGCAGCAGCAGUAUCCGCUAGCGAUAUGAUGUUACGUCCCGGGCGGGAUACGGACAGCCCUUCCUCCACCGCAUCGCCACGGCUCAUGUCAGCCAGUUCGACACAGCAAUCGACGACAGCGACGACGACACGCUCACAGAUGCAGCAGAAUGUCGCGUCCUAUCCGCCACCCCAUCCCCAGGUGGAGAGUUACUAUCAGCAACCGAAGUCACCGAUAAGAAUGGCAACGGGGUUCGGGGGUACCACAGUACCCUUUCCCCUGUGUACCUCCACACCGACGCACCCUUCGGCAGGGGGUCAGAAGAAUGUGCAAUUCUUAACGACAGCAAACAGCAGAAAUGUGUACGAUAGCGGCACGGCGUCGCCGCAAACGCGAGUGGCAGUGCAAUUCGAACAGCCGAACGUUUCACACGGCGCAACGCCACAGAGAGGAGCGUCCAGUUCGGGGCAGCAACAACCGCCCGGAGCGUAUCAGAAUCUACCGACACCCGGGAUAGCACCGGGCACACCGACCACACCCGGCAGAAGGAUGGAAUCGUGGGAACAGUCUGGAAGAUCGAACGUGCAAACGGUGGCAGCCGGCGACGGCGUCACCACCAACAACAUGUCGCUCGGCACGAUGCACUGCACGCGCUGUGACGAAGGCUUCGAACCGCACGAGCGCAUCGUCAACUCCAACGGGCAGCUCUGGCAUACGCAAUGCUUUGUCUGCGCGCAAUGUUUCCGCCAGUUCCAGGACGGCAUAUUCUACGAGUUCGAGGGCCGCAAGUACUGCGAGAAGGACUUCCACAUCCUGUUUGCGCCGUGCUGUGCCAAGUGCAACAACUUCGUGAUCGGACGCGUGAUCAAGGCGAUGGCGGCGAACUGGCAUCCGCAGUGCUUCACCUGCGAGCGCUGCAGCAUUCCGCUGGCCGAUUCGGGCUUCAUACGCAACCAAAACCGGGCCCUGUGCCACGAUUGCAAUCGCAAGGAGAAGGAGGUCGGGCUCGGCAAGCUCGUCUGCAACAAGUGCCAUGGCAUUAUCGACGAUGCGCCACUGCGCUUCCGGGGUGAAGUUUACCACGGGUAUCACUUCAACUGUACGUCCUGCGGUGCCGAACUGGACUCGUCGGCCCGGGAGGUGAAGAACCGCAGCGGGUAUGCCGCCAACGACAUGAACGAGCUGUACUGCCUGCGAUGCCACGAUCGCAUGGGCAUCCCGAUCUGUGGUGCCUGUCGCCGGCCGAUCGAGGAACGGGUUGUCACCGCGCUGGGAAAGCAUUGGCACGUUGAGCACUUUGUGUGUGCCAAGUGUGAGAAACCCUUCCUUGGCCAUCGUCACUACGAGAAGCGUGGCAUGGCCUACUGCGAGACGCACUAUCAUCAGCUGUUUGGAAAUUUGUGCUUCGUCUGCAAUCAAGUCAUCGCUGGUGACGUGUUCACCGCAUUGAACAAGGCCUGGUGCGUUCAUCACUUCUCCUGCUCGAUCUGCGACCAGAAGCUGGACCAGAAGUCCAAAUUCUUCGAGUACGACGAGAAACCGGUGUGCAAAAAGUGCUACGAGCGGUUCCCGAGCGAGCUCCGUCGCCGCUUGCGCAUUUCGCACGAAAACACAAUCAAGAAGCCGGCUCCGUAAAGGGCGAAGCGGACGUCAAUUGAACAACACUCUCUUCUGCGUGCCAAUAAUGAAAGCAGCAAAUCGAUACGAAUUGCAAACCGAAUCUAACCCGCACACGCUGGCCAAUGCAGCGCAUUGUGUGCUUGAAAACGAAACUUACUUGAACAAUCAAGAUAAAAUCAGCUAUUAACAAACUCCCCGAUGCUUAUUGUAAUUAAGAAACCACGUGAGUGUUCGUGAAGUCUAGUACCAUUCUACUAACGCCCUCCUGGCAGUGCAAGAUUAAAACAGUGCCUUUACACGCGUAGUCAGGAACGAUGCUGUACCUUCCUAAAACAUGAUUUACAAUUGGUGCACCCGUUUUAUAUAGCAGUGUAUUUAAAAAGCACCAAGCUUUACGUUUAACCGUUUCUGGAAUUAAUUAUUAGUCUCGUGUGUAGAGGAGGAACCAGUCUUUUGUAGAGAACUGUAGACGGUCCGUAUUUGUUCAUGUUCGGUGCUCGAAUAGUGCCAACCAAUAAUGCGCGCACACACACACAUACCCAACCAUCGUUCGGUAGUAUGUAAUUGUAAUGUUUUAGUAUUAAAGUUUUUACUUACUUUUUUGAAAUAACAACAUUUAACACGUUAACGGGUAAACAGCAGAGCGGACGGAGAAACAGCAAUGCCGUGAAAACGACGAGCAAGCAACGAACCGUACCUUCCCCAAGAUAGGGAAAUUCGCUACAGAGUCAUCACGAUGAUGAUGAUGAGUUUAGUAUGUGUGUAAUAUUUUUAAUAAACUAAUGUGUUUGUAUUUUAACUCCAAA
Anopheles arabiensis is the source of this 2658-nucleotide messenger RNA. RefSeq names its product LIM and senescent cell antigen-like-containing domain protein 1 (gene stck). The record is from RefSeq and is a predicted model, not a curated record. The transcript is spliced from 6 exons. NCBI's taxonomy places the organism in Eukaryota, Metazoa, Arthropoda, Insecta, Diptera, Culicidae. Gene Ontology annotation, cellular component: cell-cell junction; cytoplasm; focal adhesion. The coding region runs from base 128 to 1867 and encodes 579 amino acids. Gene Ontology annotation, biological process: positive regulation of integrin-mediated signaling pathway; cell-cell junction organization; cell-cell adhesion.